CCCUUCGUCUUUUCACUAAGUCCAGUUCCUCCUGUGGGCUGCUCCCUCCUCCGUGGCGAUGGCAUCGCAGCUGGAAAGCGCCAUGGAAGGCCUCAUCACCGUCUUCCACAAGUACUCGGGCAAGGAGGGCGACAAGUACAAGCUGAGCAAGAAGGAGCUGAAGGAGCUACUGCAGAACGAGCUGAGCCUGUUCCUGGAGAACCAGAAGGACACGGGCGUCGUGGAAAGCAUCAUGCACGACUUGGACGAGAACGGCGACGGGGAGGUGGACUUCCCGGAGUUUGUGACCCUGGUGGCAGGCCUGACCGUGGCUUGCAACGAAUUUUUCUGCGAGGACACAUGAAGCGUCGGAAGAAGGCUGCCGGCAGGCCCGACCCGGGAGCCGCUGCGUCACAGAGCCCCAGUCGUACCCUGCCAUCU
This is a messenger RNA of Euleptes europaea (tarantolino), 420 nucleotides long. It is a transcript of the gene S100A1, whose product is annotated as S100 calcium binding protein A1. The transcript has 3 exons. Gene Ontology annotation, molecular function: calcium ion binding. NCBI's taxonomy places the organism in Eukaryota, Metazoa, Chordata, Lepidosauria, Squamata, Sphaerodactylidae. The coding region runs from base 59 to 343 and encodes 94 amino acids. The record is from RefSeq and is a predicted model, not a curated record.